AUGUCACAUGUGCCUCCCUCUCCGUUGUCGGUCCACGACCGGUACAGCUCCCCGGCAGCCGGCAGUGCCAAGCGGCGUCUGUUUGGCGACGACCCUCCAACACCAGGAGUGGCCCCCAGCAUCAGCCCGCUGUCGUCGCCGGCCAAGAGGCUGACGUUCGGCUCCAAUAACACCCUGAGGAUCGGGGCUCAGGGCACGCAGGCCACCGUGCUCAGUUUCCCACUGCAAGGUAUGAGUAACGACCGCACUAUCACACUGAUCCCGGUGCAGCCGUGUGACUCCUCUGGUACAAUCACCGCUCAGUUCCUGCUGACCGCCUCCCCGAGCCGAGUCGCCUCGGCGCCCACGACUUCCUCCGAGCCACAGGCGGGAAUCGGUCGGCCGCGACGAACCGGAUCGCUCGCUCUGUUCUUCAGGAAGGUGUAUCACCUGGCCAGUGUGCGUCUGAGGGAUUUGUGUGUGAAGUUGGACAUCCCGUCGGAGCUGCGAGGGAAGAUCUGGACGUGCUUUGAACACGUUCUGGUUCACUGUACCGAUCUGAUGCGGGACAGACACCUGGACCAGCUGCUGCUGUGCAGCGUUUACAUUAUAUCUAAAGUGAGGAGACAAGUUUGUUCACCAAGUGCUUCAUAUUUAAUUAAGAAAAAACUGGCGACUAUGGUUUAGGGAUGCAGUGUUGCC
Molecule: messenger RNA, 681 nt
Organism: Morone saxatilis (striped sea-bass)
Lineage: Eukaryota; Metazoa; Chordata; Actinopteri; Moronidae
Gene: rbl1
Product: retinoblastoma-like 1 (p107)
Exons: 4
Coding region: 1-666 (221 amino acids)
Biological process (GO): regulation of transcription by RNA polymerase II; negative regulation of G1/S transition of mitotic cell cycle; cell differentiation
Cellular component (GO): chromatin; transcription regulator complex; nucleus
Molecular function (GO): RNA polymerase II transcription regulatory region sequence-specific DNA binding
Source: RefSeq, a predicted model, not a curated record